AUGAAGCUGCAGGCCCUUUUUUCUGUCUGCCUGAUCCUCGGUGCUUCUGCGCAAUGGGGAGAUCAGUACCGAUACUCAGGCAUGAACGCCAUGCACGAGGAUGAGCUUACCGAAUGCCACAACGACCGUGCGGAAUGCAUCAUGGACCGAGUCCUGAUCCAGCAGGCGGCGGAAACGCUGCAGCAGGAGAAGUCUGCCUGCGAGCAAGCCAAGGAUAAAUUGCUGCAGACCCAGAAGACCCUAGUCCAGCAGGAGCAGACAUGCAGAGCGGACAAGACCAAGGCUGAACAGGAGAAACAAGCCUCCAUACAGCGCGAGAAGGCCUGCCGGGCUGAACUGUCCCAUCGGCAACAGACCGGCGUGGACGAGCAGAAAGAGCUGGAGGCCGACUUGGCAGAAUGUCAUAAUGACCGCGCCGACUGCGUGGUGGAAAGAACGUUGCUGCAGGGCUCACUCGACGCCUCAGAGACGGAGAAGAACGAAUGCCUCGCGCGGGAGCAGACCUGGCUGGCCGACAAAACAAGCCUGGAGGACCAGAGGGACGACGCUAUCCGGCGGGAGCACACUUGCCAGCUGGAUAAUUCGAAGCUUCAACAACAGAUACAACUGCUCCAACAACAACAACAACAGAAGGUCCCUUGUGUCCGCACACCCCGCACGGUGACCAUCACCAGCACCGGCUACUUCCAGAACGGCGGCUAUCUGCCCGAGGAUGGCAGUAACCUCGUGGUCUCCUGGCAGUCGGGCAACACGCGAGAUGUCUGGGCCAUUCAUGACGAUCUGGGGCCUUUGGGUUAUAUCAACCCAGCACCAGGAGGCCAGCAGAAGACACGCGUCGUUUCCGUCUGUGGCCGAGUCCACUGCCCGCGAGCCCCCUUUGUGACAUUCAACGUUUCCUAG
This is a messenger RNA of Penicilliopsis zonata CBS 506.65, 900 nucleotides long. RefSeq lists its product as hypothetical. The transcript has a single exon. The coding region runs from base 1 to 900 and encodes 299 amino acids. The record is from RefSeq and is a predicted model, not a curated record. NCBI's taxonomy places the organism in Eukaryota, Fungi, Ascomycota, Eurotiomycetes, Eurotiales, Aspergillaceae.